AUGGUAAAGCAAGGCGCGGGGGCUGCCUCCUUCCUCCCGCCGCCGCCUCUCAGCCGGUCCCGCCGCGUGUCCGCAUUCUUCUGGGGCGCGCUGCGAGACCGGGAAUCCCCGCCACGCGCCCACGCGGCCGCGCCGCCCCAGCCGCGCGCACACGCUCUGCCCUCGCCCCCCUCCAAAUCAUAUUUACGGUUCCUUUUUUUUUUUCCUUUUCCCCCCUUUCCUGUGACAUUUUCUCCAAAUCGGAAAGUCGAGUGUAAGUCGAGCUUCGCCGCAGGCGGCCCUAGGUCUCCGCUUUCAGACUCGGGGUCCCGGAGUGGGGCGCGCUGCCCCGACGCUGCUAACCCGGGGGGACCGGGUGGGGACCCCCCUCCCCAACCCCAGCCCAGCGCCGCGGGCCCGGCCGCUCCUCCGAGGGAGGCCGAGGAGCGCGCGAGGCCCACGGCCGGGGAGCACCGGUGCACUCUGAGCGCGGCGGGUGGCCGGCCUCGCGGCAGGUUCAAGUGCAUGCCCGUGGUUGGAGCCCGCGGCUCUGCAAGCGAGUUCUCCCCCGCUCAGCCCCCUCUCCGGAGUUCAGUGUGCCCCGCCGCUCCCGGGACCCCUCUCUUGGGCCUCCCAGCCGCGCGGAGCCGCCGGCCUGGCCUGGGCGCGCUCCUCCCUGGCCCCGGCCCACGGCGCGAGGCUGCCCAAGAGCAACGUGGAGCCUCCGCCUGGAAAAGAAGUCCGACUUCCUCUCCACGCUGCUCCGGUGCAAUCUGGAAUCGGCAGGAAAUGGCUCGAACACCCAUCCCGCGCCUUUGCAGUCAGGCCUUGCUUUGCUGAAGGGAAGCGGCUCCCACCAAAGUCUUGCCACCCCCUCCCCCCCGAAAGACCCGCGCAGAAAAACAUCAGAGACUGUUUUCCAUUCUCUAGAACCACUAUAAUCAGGUAUAAGAAGAUUAUUACAUAACAACAUUUCUGUCAAGAUGGUGGAUACUUUUGAAUGUAUUCGAAGGAAAAGGAAUAUUCUUGGCCCUUGAUACGUUGGAGGUACUUGAAAAGGCAAGAAGUUUGUAAAAAUAUUUUACUACUGUAAUCUACAAGACCAUUAAAA
Molecule: messenger RNA, 1090 nt
Organism: Zalophus californianus (California sea lion)
Lineage: Eukaryota; Metazoa; Chordata; Mammalia; Carnivora; Otariidae
Product: CDK5 and ABL1 enzyme substrate 1-like
Exons: 3
Coding region: 1-819 (272 amino acids)
Source: RefSeq, a predicted model, not a curated record